UUCCAUCCACCUCACCCUCCCCUUCCCUCCCUCCCGGCAGCCCCAGCCCUAGCGAGCCGCCUCCAGCAGGGGCUCCGGAGAGCAGGUCGGCGGCCUGGGCAGGGCAGCCGAAGCCAUGGAAGCCUCCGCAGGUUGCUGAUCAGGGCCAGACAGCUGCAGCCGCGACUGCAGAGGCGCUGCGCCAAGCGGGGCCGGAGCGGUGAGAGCCGGCGGGCUGCGGAGCGCCAGUGGACUCAGAGGGGAAGCUGAAACCCAGGAGCCCUAGUAAUGGAAGGAGAAGAAUGCAUUCACUGGAAGUCCAUCAUUUCAUGAACAGCCCAGAAUCAGAGAAGACAGGAAGCCCCAAGCCACACACCGAUGGGCGCCCUGGGAAGGUGACGUCGAGACUAGCCCAGCCUAAUUUGGGGUUCCUGGUGCUGCUCCAGGAGUCCUCCAGCCUGCAGCCCCCGCCGAGGAGGGAGGAUUGUCCAGCGCGGGGUGGGGUCCGAGCCAGGGAUCGGGGGGCCUGGCUUGUAGCGUAGAGGACUCAGUGCUGCGCUGGGGGUCAGGAGGCCCUGCCCCGAUGCCCGUGUGACCUUGGGCAAGGCCUUCGAGCUCUCUCUCCACAUUCGAUCAUCUGGAGAACACGGGGUUGGAGCUAUGAUUUCUGGCUGCCCCUGAGGCCCUGACGAUCGAGAUGUUAAGUCAGGGGCCAGGAGUGUGCUAACUUCAUUGGCGGAGGCAGCUGUGGCUAGCGCCUGGCCUAGCAGCCCUUGCUCGGUCCUGGGGUGUCUGUCUGAAGGGUAAGAGGAGGAGCCAUGCCAGGCAGCGGCCCCAACGAGAGGAUGACGUGGCCUGGUCCUGCCCUCCCCGCGGCACCCCCAAUGCGCCCUCUCUCCUCAGCCCCAGGGACAGCACCCAUCCCGCCCCUCACCCGGACCCGCAGCCUCAUGGCCAUGUCCCUGCCGGGCAGUAGACGGGCCUCUGCUGGAUCCCGCAGGCGCACCUCUCCCCCAGUGAGCAUGCGGGAAGCCUACGGCACCUCAUCUCUCAGCAGCAGCAGCAACUCGGGCUCCUGCAAGGGCAGCGACAGCAGCCCCACGCCCAGGCGCUCCAUGAAGUACACACUCUGCAGCGACAACCACGGCGUCAAGCCCCCCACCCCCGAGCAGUACCUGACCCCCCUGCAGCAGAAGGAGGUGUGCAUCCGGCACCUGAAGGCCCGGCUGAAGGACACCCAGGACCGGCUACAGGACCGGGACACCGAGAUCGAUGACCUGAAGAUGCAGCUGUCGCGCAUGCAGGAGGACUGGAUCGAGGAGGAGUGCCACCGCGUGGAGGCCCAGCUGGCCCUGAAGGAGGCACGCAAGGAGAUCAGGCAGCUCAAGCAGGUCAUCGACACGGUCAAGAACAACCUGAUCGAUAAGGACAAGGGGCUGCAGAAGUACUUCGUGGACAUCAACAUCCAGAACAAGAAGCUGGAGACGCUGCUGCACAACAUGGAGGUGGCCCAGAACGGCGCGGCCAAGGAUGACGGCGCCGGCGAGUCGGCCGGCGGGUCCCCGGCGCGCUCCCUCACCCGCAGCUCCACCUACACCAAGCUGAGCGACCCGGCCGUGUGCGGCGACCGGCCCCCCGGCGACCCCCCCGGGGCCUCAGCCGACGAAGGGGCGGACAGCGGCUUUGCGGUGACCGAGGACACGCUGAGCCGGACGGACGCGCUGGAGGCCAGCAGCCUGCUGUCAUCGGGGGUGGACUGCGGCCCCGAGGAGGGCUUGCUGCACAACAGCUUCGGCCCGGGCCCCCGCUUCCCCGCCAGCAACACCUAUGAGAAGCUGCUGUGCGGCCUGGAGGCCGGCGUGCAGGCCAGCUGCCUGCAGGAGCGCGCCAUCCAGACGGACUUCGCGCAGUACCAGCCGGACCUGGAUGCCAUCCUGGAGAAAGUGACCCAGGCCCAGGUCUGCAGGGCGCUCCCCGAGUCAGGGGACAGGGGCCCAGAGCUGGAUCCCCAGCCCCCAGGGCCUAAAGACCCCGACUCCGCCGUGGUGGUGACGGUGGGUGACGAGCCAGAGGCCCUGGAGCCCAUCACCCGAGGGCCGAGCCUGCAGCGGCCCGGCGCCAACCCCAGCCCUGGGCCGUCGGUGAGCGUGGUGUGCCCCGUGGAAGAGGAGGAGGAGGCGGCCGCGGAGAAGGAGCCCAAGAGCUACUGGAGCCGCCACUACAUCGUGGAUCUGCUGGCCGUGGUGGUGCCGGCCGUGCCCACGGUGGCCUGGCUCUGCCGCUCACAGCGCCGCCAGGGCCAGCCCAUUUACAACAUCAGCUCCCUGCUGCGGGGCUGCUGCACGGUGGCCUUGCACUCCAUCCGCCGCAUCAGCUGCCGCUCGCUGAGCCCCCAAAGCCCUGGCCAGGCGGCCGGCAGCUCCCAGCUGUGAGCGGCACGCCGGCCCGCGGCGCCCGCAGCCCGACCACUGAUUGUAGGGUGCCGCUCUCCCUCCUGCUCCUUCCCCGGGGGCCUCAUCCUUUUUUAGUUUCGGGCAUGGGAGUGGCUUUUUCCGGACGUGAACAGU
Messenger RNA from Ailuropoda melanoleuca (giant panda), 2546 nucleotides. It is a transcript of the gene SNPH, whose product is annotated as syntaphilin. NCBI's taxonomy places the organism in Eukaryota, Metazoa, Chordata, Mammalia, Carnivora, Ursidae. Gene Ontology annotation, cellular component: mitochondrion; cytoplasmic microtubule. The record is from RefSeq and is a predicted model, not a curated record. Gene Ontology annotation, biological process: neuron differentiation.